CUACAAUCUAUGACAAUCUAUGGCCGCUAAAGUUGUACAGAGACACAACGAAGUCGUCUGGUGAUUGUUGGUUGCGCAAUUGUGAAAAAUGCCGUUUUAUCAAUAUAAUUCAUUCACUGGCAAGCUUAAGCCGUCCACCAAUUUUCAGCCACUGUAUCCUAUUUCUCCUCUUCCUUUACAGAAAUCAGAGCCAAUAAUAAUUUAUGAUUCCAUCAAGACAAAAUCUUUAACGGUUACGCCUAAAUCAGAUUAUUGCACUAGUAAACCAGCCACCCUUGACCCAAAAUUGUGGGCAAAGUACAAGCAUUAUGGGGAAGCAUUGAAAAAGGAUGUACCAAUAUACUUGGCAGGUGGCAGAAAAGACAGGAUAGUGUUCGGAGCUGUAGUUGCAUACGUUGGUUUUUGUACAGCUAACUCAUUCUAUUUUAUUGUAAAGGAAGUAUUCUUUAAAAACUAAGCGGGUAUUAUGUAGAUAAUAAAUUGUAUAGACUCUUCUGGCAUUGCGAUUCUGUAUUGGCAUUGCAAGUGUUAAUGAUAGAAAAAAAUAAAAAAUAAUUAUAUUAAAUUAAAA
Acromyrmex echinatior (Panamanian leafcutter ant) is the source of this 571-nucleotide messenger RNA. RefSeq lists its product as hypothetical. Gene Ontology annotation, biological process: mitochondrial electron transport, cytochrome c to oxygen. Gene Ontology annotation, cellular component: respiratory chain complex IV. Lineage: Eukaryota; Metazoa; Arthropoda; Insecta; Hymenoptera; Formicidae. The record is from RefSeq and is a predicted model, not a curated record.